Strongyloides ratti is the source of this 852-nucleotide messenger RNA. RefSeq names its product Major intrinsic protein family and Aquaporin-like domain-containing protein. The record is from RefSeq and is a predicted model, not a curated record. Gene Ontology annotation, biological process: glycerol transmembrane transport; water transport. Gene Ontology annotation, cellular component: plasma membrane; basolateral plasma membrane. Gene Ontology annotation, molecular function: glycerol channel activity; water channel activity. The coding region runs from base 1 to 852 and encodes 283 amino acids. The transcript has a single exon. Lineage: Eukaryota; Metazoa; Nematoda; Chromadorea; Rhabditida; Strongyloididae.
AUGAGUCAUAUAAAAAACAAUACUGAAGUGGCUAGAGAUAAAGCUAGAGUUCAAAAUGAGACAUUAAAGGUUUUCCUUAGUGAAUUUUUUGGAACCUUUCUUCUCUGCUUUAUUGGUCUUGCAAUAAACGCUCAAUUUAUCCUCCGUCAUGAAAAAUUAAACCAAUGGAUUAAUGUUAAUUUUGGAUGGGCUUUUGCUAUUGUUUUUUCUGUUAUGGCUACUGCAAAAACAUCUGGGGCUCACUUGAAUCCAGCUAUCACUUUUAUGUUUUAUACCUAUGGAAAUAUUGGUCUUGUAAAGAUGUUUGUUUAUUUCGCUGCUCAAACUUUAGGUGCAUUUUUGGGGGCUGCUGGAGUUUAUGGUUUUUAUUAUGAAGCUAUAAAUCAUUUUGAUGGUGGUAUACGUGCUGUUGUUGGUAGUACUGCUACAGCUGGAAUAUUUGCAUCAUAUCCUGCACCCUAUUGUUCUUUCUUUGGUGCAUUUUUAGAUCAAAUUGUAGGAACAGGACUUUUAGCAUUAUUUGUUUCUGCAAUUAUUGAUCCAAGAAAUGAAGUUCCAUCUCAUUUACAUGCUUUACUUUUUGGAGGAGUUCUUGUUAUGAUUGGUUGUUCAUUUGGUAUGAAUCUUGGUUAUCCAAUAAAUCCAGCUAGAGAUUUUGGUCCAAGACUUUUUACACUUCUUACAUAUGGUUCUGAUGUUUUCAACUCUCCAUCUGCCUACUAUUGGAUUGCACCAACAUUUGCUCCAUUAAUUGGUGCUGCUGUUGGAGGAUGGCUUUAUCAUGCUUUUAUUGGUUUCCAUCUUUCUGAUCCAAUUAAAAAAGAUUAUAUUCCAAUCAAUGUUGCUGCUUAA